UUUCGAAGAUCAGCAAAAAAUAAACAAAUUUGCUCGGAAUACGAGUCGAAUCACAGAGCUAAAGGAGGAAAUAGAAGUGAAGAAGAAACACCUCCAGAACUUAGAGGAUGCCUGUGAUGACAUCAUGCUGGCAGAUGACGACUGCUUAAUGAUUCCCUACCAGAUCGGAGACGUUUUCAUCAGCCACUCUCAAGAAGAAACACAGGAAAUGUUAGAAGAUGCAAAGAAAACUUUGCAAGAAGAGAUCGAUGCCUUAGAGUCCAGAGUGGCGGCCAUCCAGCGGGUGUUAGCUGACCUGAAGGUGCAGCUAUACGCGAAAUUUGGCAGCAACAUAAACCUCGAGGCAGAUGAAAGCUAAACAUUUUAUAAUACUUUUUUUUAAAUCUUGUUUUAAUAAACUUGAAUAUUGUCUUAAAUGAUAAUUUCCCUUCUCCAAAUGAAACAAAAGGAAAACUUUCUUUUUUAAGAAUUUUCAUUUAAUUAAUGGAAACGCCUAUUUUCACAUGUCUUGCUUAUUUAUUUUAUAUUUUUAAAAGAAGACAGUGUUCAUGUAUGUAUUUUGCAUAAUGAUUGUAUCAACUUUAGGAGCUUUAUGUCAUGUUAUUAAAAUCGGUUAA
This is a messenger RNA of Mus caroli (Ryukyu mouse), 617 nucleotides long. The record is from RefSeq and is a predicted model, not a curated record. Lineage: Eukaryota; Metazoa; Chordata; Mammalia; Rodentia; Muridae.